Messenger RNA from Polistes dominula (European paper wasp), 1899 nucleotides. RefSeq names its product rRNA-processing protein UTP23 homolog. Lineage: Eukaryota; Metazoa; Arthropoda; Insecta; Hymenoptera; Vespidae. Gene Ontology annotation, cellular component: small-subunit processome. The record is from RefSeq and is a predicted model, not a curated record.
UUCACAUGUAACAUAACCUCGAAAGUUAGUUAAGUUGUGUUUACAAGAAGGUUGUGUGAAUAUUUAUGGCGUAAACAAACAUUGAUUUAUUAAACUUGUUAAAUAAAAUUAUUAAAUAAUUUAAAACAAAAUGAAAACGUCACGACAUAAAAAAGCCAGGAAACAUUUAGCCUUUUACAUAAACAAUUUUAAAUUUAGACAACCUUAUCAAAUACUCAUCGAUGGAACAUUUGCAUUUGCUGCAUUAGAGAACAAAUUCAAUAUCCAAGAUCAAUUACCUAAAUAUUUUCAAGCAGAAACUAAAUUAUUGACUACGGCAUGCAUCAUUUUAGAAGUAGAAAAAUUAGGUUCCUUUUCAAAAGGUAUUGUAGGUGCAAUGCAUAUAAUUAAACGAUAUGCAGUUCAUAGAUGUGGACACGAGAAGAAACCGAUACCAGGUUCUAAAUGUUUGAGGUCUAUGAUAGGAAAAGAUAAUUCUUCUAGAUAUAUUAUUGCAACACAAGAUCGUGAUUUACAAAAUGAAUUGAGACAAAUUCCUGGUGUGCCUUUACUAUAUCUCCAUGGUAAAGCACCUACUUUGGAAACUCCUUCGGAGGCGAGUCAAAAAUAUGCUGAAAGCAUUAAAAGUAAUUUAGGAAUGAGUACAUGGGAGAAAGAGAAUAUGCAGACGUUAAAGAAAGAGGCAGGUUUAAUAAAGGAAAUUGAACCAAAAAGAAAAAAGAAGCAUAAGAAGGGUGGUCCAAAUCCACUUAGCUGUUUAAAAAAGAAGAAGAAAGUACAAACGGUACCAACAGUAUCGAAUAAACCAAAAUCUGGAAAAAUUAAGAAAAAGAAAAAAAUUAAAAUAGCGGCACAUGUUAAAGAAGCUCUAGUCGCUGAACUUUCAAAUAAAACUCAAUCAUCGUGACAGUAUUUACCUCAUAUCAAUAACGGUAACGAUUGAUCUAGCAUAUCAUUUUCUUAUUUGUUUUUUCUUUUUUUGUUUUUAUUCAUAAUACAAUAUCUCAAUUUAUUUUAUUAAGAAUAAAAUAUUUGUUUUAACUUUGGCUGGUUCAAGCUGGAACACAUCUAUCAUUUUGCUGUCGAUGACAUAAAAAAUGUACUCGUUAACAGUCAGUUAGUUUUAAAAUACAUUAUACACGCUAUUUAUAAAUCGUUCUUUUUAUAGAAAUACAUCCAAAUAUAAUAUACGCAUGAAGUAUAAUACCAAAAUAUGGCAAUAAUUUGUUUUUAAUUGAUUCUCUAUUUAACAAACAUGAUAAAAGCCCGAGAUUUAUUUACUUAGAAGCAUGGAAGAUUAUUGCUUAUGUAUAUAAUGUCAUGCUGUCUAUGAUACACAAUUGAUGUAAAAAAAUGAUCAAAAAUACAUUAUGAUUUUCAACAUUCCUUACAAUAUUUUCAUGUGUAACUUGCCGUAUAUUUAUAUUUAUAUAUAAUUUGUAAUAUUAUGAAAAUAUUAGUUAUUGUAUUCUAUGUUGGAAAGAUUAGAAAUGUUGAUAAAAUUCUUUGAAAAACAAAUUAUACAGUAAUUCCUACGUAUAGUAUUAAAAUUACUAUCUUCUAAAUUAGGACUUCUCAAACUUUUCCACUUGGUGAGGCUUUUCAUACUUUGAGAAGCCCCUGUCCUAACGUAUGUAUAUAUAAGGAAUAAUAUUUGGAAUUAGGAAAUAUUUGCGUCGUAGAAAGAAUAUAUAUGUAAAUAAGAUAUAAAGACGAUCGUCAGAAAAUGAAUGUAAACGCUAUAUUAUGUACAUAUUUUCUUAAAAGAUACAAGAAACAUUUUCAACAUUAUAUGGAACAUUGACAUGCGUGUACAUGCAAAUGAUAUAAUGUAUUUCAAAAUGUUAUAAACUUUGAAAAAUUAUUAAAAAGAAAAUGUCUAGGUAUUUAUAAAUCUAA